Messenger RNA from Mesorhabditis spiculigera, 4170 nucleotides. The record is from the annotation of a GenBank genome assembly. Lineage: Eukaryota; Metazoa; Nematoda; Chromadorea; Rhabditida; Rhabditidae.
AUGGCCUCCUUAAGCGAAGAAAAGCUCAUUUUUAAGUGGCAAAUCUUAUUUCAGAUCUCGGCCCAAGUCCACCGGAAUACUCUACGCGCCCUCGAGGACCCAAACACCAUUGUUGUGUUGUUAAUUGGUGAUAAAUAUGGGGAGGGAGGGCUACCGCUGGAGCUGCGCAAGGAGGAGUUUGACGCAAUACGGGAGGCCGUUUUCGAGCAUAAUCAAGACGUAAAAUACCUGGAGAAAUACUACCUCCUCGACCGCGCCAUCCAAGACAAAAACAACGAGCCCUGGGUGGAUAUCGACGAGGAAUCGCUGAAGAAAGUGCAGGGAUUGAAAAACGACCUGGCGGCUGAAGUCGAGUCGACCGCGUGUCUAUCGUUCACCCUACCCACCGAGGGCGGCGAGGUCAAGAACUUCUAUGCGGGGCGCGAGGCGGAGAAGUAUAGAGACAAUUUUUCACGGCAGCUCCUCGAGCGCUUGAAACAAAGCAUCACCCGAUUCGCCCCAGCCCGUCUCCCCUCGUCCUCCUUGGUGUCGAUCGCCCUCCGCGAGAAUGCCUCUCAUGAGCGUCUGCUGCGUGAACGUCUCCAACAAGAGUGGCAAUCACGCAAAAGCGUCGACGCUAAACUCGACGAAUGCGUCAGAGAGGGUACCGGCGGCGCGUAUCUCGUACAAGGGCCAGAGUUGAGCCUGACUUCUGCCACCUCUUUCGCUCACGAACUCUGGCGUCUGGUGCUGAUCUUGGUGUGCCAUAUGUCCGGCCAAGACCCGAAGCCCUGCUUCUCCCAUUUCCGCCUUGGCGACAUCGUCACUAAACUCCACGAGGUGAUCGAACGACUCGACCGGCCCGUCUACCUAUUCCUUGACGAUGUGCAUCUACUGAAAUUCGGGCGCCUGCUCUCUGGGUUGGAACGGAGGCCUAAGAAUGCCCCAAACAACCUCUAUCUCUUCAUGACCGCGUCGAACGUCUCCAACUUGACGCCGGUGUUUCUAACGGCGCAGACGAUAAAUUUGGAUCCGCCGACAGAGGGUGAAAUCGCCGACAUUGUGAAACGACGACUUGCAAAACGUGGAAGAAAACUCUCCACGGAGCAGAUCGGAUCCAUCAAACCCUACCUGACGGGCGGUGAGAAGAACCCGGUGGUGGGGCUCAUGCUCGUCGAGGAGAUUUUAUUGAGAGGCAACGGGGUGAUGAAGGGCGGAAUCGAGGGUCGAAUCGAGCGAAUCGAAGGUGAACACGGCGCGGCGCCGGUCGCCUGCCUCUGUCGAUACCUGGGCGCAUCCCCUUCUGGGCUGACCCGCUUGGAGUUGUCGGACGUCCUCUCGGCCAACCGCGCCCUCCUCCAAACGAUCGGCUCCCCGGUGGCCUUUCCCCCAUUUCUACUCGACAGCAUCCUCGAGUCUUUAGGUGGCUUGUUGCAUACUGUAUAUGCCGACGGGCGUCUCUUGUACCGCUACAGCCAUACGAGCAUCGCGAAUGUUGUGCGAAAUCGAUACCUCUCAACCCCAGCCGACGUAAAAUCGGCAAACGGUGAUCUGGCCGACGUGUUUGCCGAUCUGCUCACAGAGCUGGACGGGAUCAGCCCGCGGGCUGCCCUCCAGUACCAAGUCUUUCCCCAAUUGCUCAAACGCGACAACGGGUCUAUUAAUGUGCGCAAGGUGCGCAAUUUGUGGCUCCAUCUGCUGCAUUCUGGAGGCAGCAUGGACGCGCUGAAAGAGUUCGCCCUGUGCCAAUUCGACUACCUCGACGCUACGGUACGCUCCUGUGGACUGGCCCAUUUGCUGUCGAUGUACGAGGCCUGCAUACUACAGGUGUUACACCACGAUAUUCAGGUGCUGUGCGAGCAAGUGCUGCUGCCCGCCUUGGAGACGGUGGUACGGGAUAACGAACAAUUGGCGGCAGAGGUGAUUGGACGAUUACGGUAUACCAGAGCCGAAAACUCUCACUUCCUGAAUACGAUGGUGGAGCAGGCGAUGGCGUGGGUGGAUACCUAUUCAAAGCAGCCACUCCUCGUCCCGCUGACCUGCUGGAUACCACCACCACAGAUGAAACAAGUGCUCUCGUUUAAGCUGAAGGAAUGGAAAUCAGCCGUGACGAUCGUCACCCCAACCGAAAACCACCAGCACCUCUUAAUUACGGGAAAUUUGGCUCAACCGGGCGUCGUCUGCAUGUAUCAUAUCGCUUCUCAAGAAUUGGCCACCACAUUUAAAGGCCAUACCGCUACCGUAACCUCCUUAACAACGAGUCGAGACGGCACAUUUUUCGUCAGUACCUCCCACGAUAAAACCGUCCGGCAGUGGGGCUUUCAGUCGAGUGAUGCGAUACGGGUGUUGAAGCAUCACACCGGAAAAGUGAUGUGCUCGAUACUGAGCAGCGACGAUAAGCUGCUGAUCACCGGGUCGGCUGAUAGCUCGGCAAAGGUGAUAUCCGUCGAGACCGGGGAAGUGGUGCGCAGUUUCGGAGAUCAUACGGGAAGUGUCGUUUCGCUGCAGUUGACCAGCAACGAUCAGCUACUUAUUACGGGUUCGGGCGACUUUGUCGUCCAAGUAUGGGAUAUGCACUCCGGGCGGUUGGUGAACCGGAUGGGCGGGCUGAUGGCGCCGGUGACUUGUGUCGCAAUCACUAGCAACGACGCCUUCGUGGCGGUGGCCUGUGAGGAUGAGACACUCCGAAUAUUCGGGACUGUCAGUUGCCAAGAAUUACACGAAUUGAGCGGCCAUGAGAGCAAGGUGAACGCGCUGGCAUGCGCGAAUGAUGACUGUCAACUGUAUGCGGCCACCAAGUCCAAGAUUUAUUGCUAUGAUCUGCAUACGGGGGUCAUCGUGGAUGUGCUGGAUUGUGAGGAGAAGUCGCCAGUCACGUCACUGAAGAUCACCUCCGACAACUAUUUCCUUGUAUCCGGAUGCGGGGUGGCCGUAUCGGUGUGGAAUGUGAGGGAAAGGAUCCAUGAUGGGGUCGACUCGAGGCAGGCUGAUAAAGAGGGAUACGUGACUGCCAUUGCGAUGAGCAGCGAUGAAAAGAUCUCGGCCUGCGGCACCUACAAUGGCAUUGUGGCGUUGUGGGAUAUGGAUAUUUGCCAGUGCAUUACUACGGAGGGCAACAUCGUGGUGCUCGACUCGAGCCACGGGAUGGUGCUGCGUACAUGCUACUACCAUACGACGGAGGUUGUGACGAUGUGUUGCUUAGAGAGUGGGAGGACUGUCAGCUGCGAUAAGGCCGGAAAUUUGAAGGUGUGGGACGUAUUCGGCGAGGAAGGCGAAAGCGAAGAACUGUCCACGACCGGCAUCAUCCCACCCAUCUACGUGCCCCCAUCCGGGAAAUUGAUGCUGGGCAGCGUGCCGAGCACGAAGAAAGAGAUGAAAAUCUGGAGCUUUGGCGAGAAUUCGGUGACGUUGAAGAAUCGGUUGUCGCAUAAUGAAGAGGUUACAUGCUUCUGUGCGGCGCCGAUGGGGACGUUGGUCGUCACCGGGAGCACCGAUCAAUCCCUGAAAUUGUGGCAGAUUGACUGCGGGUUCUUGACACAGGUUCUCGUUGGUCAUGAAGACGUUGUGACGUGUUGUGCGAUAUCGGACGAUGAGCACGUUGUCGUUUCGGGUGCUCGCGACCAUAAGGUGAUCUUUUGGUCAGUGAUUACGGGUGAUGCGAUGCGCACAGUGCUGACGUGUAGCCCAGUCACUGCAGUGGCCGUCACCGCCGAUGCGUCGGUCGCUUUUUCGGCUGAUGAAGCCGGCUGGAUCGAGGCUUGGUUCGUCGACAAGGGGACGCUGUUGUCGUCGUUUGAUGCACAUCGGCCAAUCAAAAGCCUGAUCCGCUCGUUCGACGCGAAUCGCCUGAUCGCCCACCUGGCCAACUGUGCCCAGCUGCCAAUUCUCUGCCUUCACAACACCCCCGCCGGACCUCAUCUGGCCAAGGAACGGCGGAGGAGCGCCCGCGCACACUCCAUCAGCAGUGUCGGGAGCAAUAUGAGCGAGUCGAAGAAGGACUCGAUGGCCAACAUUCCCAUACCGACAUCUGGCAAUGGGGCAACCACACCAAAACCCGUACCCCCAAGGCCCACCUUUGAUAAGAUGGAAAGGUCGAAAUCGCGGAGUUCGUUGAUAGAAAAAGACCGGAACACCACGCUAACCACUCAGGUGGCCGUCCCCGCCCAAAAAUCGAGCACCUGUGUUCUGUUG